AUGAACAAAUCCAUAUGCUUUUGUCUGUUAUACUGUGUUGCUCUGGCAGAUAUUUGUUCACCUACAGGAAAGGAAUGGCAAUGUGGUGGUGGCUGCUCUGCUCCAGCUGGGGAGUUGUGUGUUUUCACCAACCAGUGCAGAGGCGGCAGUGAUGAGAGACAAGGUUCCUCUGAAAAAUGUGAUUUUGAAAGUGACCUCUGCAAACCUCUUCAUGAAGUGAGUUUACAUCCUGGAUGGAUUAGAAGAAACGGCAACUCUGGUGUGGGACCUCCAUAUUCUGACCAUAAUGGGAAUGACAGUACUUAUUUCCUUUCAUUAUCCUCUGAAAUGGGAUCCUCUUCUGCAACAUUGAGGUCCAAUGUCUUGCUUCCAACUGAUGAAGAACACAUUUGCCAGAUUACAUUUCAGUAUUGGAUCAGUCAGGGUGGAGUAUUGAUGGUGGGGCUUCAGAAGCACUCUGAAGAUGCUAUUAAAAACAUCUGGCUUGAUUCAGGAGACCUGCAAAACCAGUGGAAAGCGAAAACCAUCACGGUUAAUAGCACUGAAAAUUUUGAGGUUAUCUUUUGUGGGAUGGUGGAGAACCAGGUACAAGAUGAAACUGUUGCUAUUGAUGAUGUUUCUUUCAGUGAAGGAUGUUCUCUAGCUUCUGCACUGCAGACUUCCAACUUUGAGCUUGACAUGUGCAAGUGGAAUUCGGAUCAGCCAGUUGUGCCUGCUUCAUGGGUGCAACUGCAAUCUGGGCACAAGGUUGUCUCCUGUUCCUCUUUGAAAGAUCACAGAAAUGACAGUGAAGGCCAUUUGGUAUGUCUAGAAGCUAAUGACAGUGCAUUAUACAAAAGUGCUUAUCUAAACAGCUCCAUGUGUCAUUGCUCCAGCAAGAACUGCCAUUUUCAAUUUCAGUACUCCAUGGCAGAUAGCAGUGUUCUCAAGGCAGUACUGUAUACUAAUCAGGAGGAGCUUGUCUUGUGGGAAACCAACAUCGCAACUAACACGGAAUGGGCCAAAGCAUAUAUACAGAUACCAACAGGGCUAGAAAAAUUGAAGCUUACACUUAAAGGAACAACUCAGAGCAGCACAGGGUUCAUCUGUCUAAAUAACAUCCAGUUCUUGGACAUCACACGCUCAGAGCUGUCAGCUUUCAGCUCCAUAGAAGAAUUCACCUUCACUGAUUGGAAAUCUACUGAGCCUGGAUCAUCCUGUGUCUUUCAGUCAGACUGCUCUGACAACAGUGAUGAGGAUCCAACAGCUUGCUCUAAUUACACUACAUGUAAUUUUGACACUGACUUCUGUGGAUGGAAAACGCUGAACACGAGUGAUACUAAGUGGAACAUAAUGAAAAAAGGGGCUCACUUUGACAGCAGACUCCCUGACAGAGAUCAAACAACUAAAUCUGGACAUGAAACAUUCAUCUACUUCAGUGGAUCAUAUCAGAUGCACACAGAGAUAGCCACGUCUGAUCUGGGGAGUCCCUUCCUUGUCAAGCUGUCCCCUGGUCUUUCCUGCUGUCAGGUAAGAUUUUGGUAUUGGCUGUCUCAGGACUCCCAGCUUUCAGUUUUUAAGAGGAUUACCUCAAAUGGAAGUUUGGAAAAAAUGUGCGAUAUUUUGGGAUUGCCCGAAAUGGAGUGGACAAAAGCAAGUAUACCAGUAAAAAGUGCAGCUGGAGACUUAACUUUUCAGAUCAUUUUCCAAGCUACCAUUCUAGCAGCGAAUGCUACUGUUGCUAUAGAUAACAUCAGUGUAACAAAGGAAUGCGAAGUUGUGAAUAUAACGCUACCUGCUUUCAAACCAGAAAACAAAGCUUCUGUGUGUGACUUUGAAAGAGAUAGCUGUGGCUGGUUUGAAACUGCAAAUGAAGAUGGAUUUGACUGGGUAAGAAGUUCCAGUAGUUCUCUUGAACCUGCUUUUCAGCUGCAAGCUCCUCCUCAAGAUCACACCUACAACAAGUCUGAAGGUCAUUUUAUGUUCAUUUUGAAAAACAGCAGCAGCAUUUCACAAGUUGCUCAGCUACGAAGCCCAGAGUUCAGACAAACAGGAUCAAAUUGCACAAUGUCCUUUUGGUAUUAUAAUUAUGGGCAGUCAGUUGGAGCAGCAGAGAUGCAACUGCUUGUGGAUGGGCUGGAUGAGCCUACUGUUCUUUGGAGGGUAUAUUACAACCAGGGAAAUCAAUGGUUGAAGUCAUUCAUUCAACUCGGACGUCUUUCGCAUUCCUUCCAAUUUUCACUCAAUAAAAUCAGCUUGGGAUUUUAUGAUGGUGUCUCAGCAAUUGACGAUAUUACAUUUGAAAAUUGUGCCCUUCCACCUCCAGCAUUAAGCUGUGAAGGUCCUAAUUGGUUUUGGUGCAGAGACACAAAUGCAUGUAUUAGCCGUUUAUUGGUGUGUGAUCUUGUGGAUGACUGUGGGGAUGGAUCAGAUGAAGACAAGUGCAACCCUGACCUGCAGUGUGACUUUGAAAAUGGGCUGUGCAAUUGGGCGCAGGACACUGAGGAUGACUUUGACUGGAUAAGGAUACGAGGACCAACCCCUACGGUUAAUACAGGACCAUUAAAGGAUCACACAACGGGCACAAGUCUGGGACAUUACCUGUACAUGGAGUCUUCAGAGCCACAAGAAUUUGAAGAUAAAGCAGUUUUGCUUAGUCCUCUCUUCAGCCCUUCUUACAAUGGAACCUGCAUUUUCCGCUUUCAUUAUCAUAUGUCUGGAAAGCAAGUUUACACUUUGUCAGUCUUCCAGAGAACUAUGAGUAAUACCAAGGGAAUACUGCUGUGGUACAAGUAUGGAAAUCAAGGAGGAAGAUGGAUAAGACAGACAUUGUACAUCAGCAGCUCUAAGCCAUUUCAGAUCUUGGUGAAAGGUACAGUAGGAGAUGGUUUCACUGGAGACAUUGGACUUGAUGACUUGUCGUUUCUAGACUGUACUCUUUACAACGGAAACUUGCCAACAAUCUCUACAACUCUAUCAGGAACUUCCAUUCCUAUCACACUCCCCUUGAAUAACUGCACAGAGAAUGAGUUUGUGUGUAGAGCCUCUGGCCAUUGCAUCCGCAUGAUCCAGAAGUGUGAUUUUAGAACAGACUGCUCUGAUAAGUCUGAUGAAUCAGACUGUGCUGAGGAAAUCUGCAAUUUUGAAGAUAAUACCCAGUGUGGAUGGUAUCAGCCAACCUUGGAAGAGAUAUCAGAAACUGAUUCCAUCAGUAACACAAACCUGUUUAAGUGGGAACUUGGAAGUGGAGCAAAACUGUAUCCUGGAGAAGAAGAACACUGUCCAUCAACUGAUCAUACUACGUAUACUGAAGAAGGCUUGUAUCUGUUUGCAGACAGCUCAAAUGGAGAAUAUGGUCAUACUGCUGAUAUUGCUACACCAGUCAUUUCCUUUACAGGACCCAAAUGCAAAAUCGUGUUCUGGAACCAUAUGAAUGGUUCAACAGUAGGUUCUCUGGAGGUACUCUGUAAAGCUGGUAAUAAGACUUCUACACUAUGGACUCAAAGUGGUAGCCAAGGUCCAAAAUGGAACAGAGCAGAAGUGUUCUUGGGAAUUCGUUCAGAUUUUCAGAUUAUUUUCAGGGCGAAACGUGGUGUCAGUUACAUGGGAGAUGUGGCAGUGGAUGAUAUUACCUUUGAAGAUUGUUCCCCUUUGCUCAUCCCAGACAGACCUUGCACAUUAGAGGAAUUCACAUGUGCCAACAAGUACUGCAUCCCAAAGGAUAAUCUGUGUGAUUUUGUAAAUGACUGUGCAGAUAAUUCAGAUGAGAACCCUGCCAUUUGCAGUACCUCUAUUGGACGUUGUGAUUUUGAGUUUGAUCUUUGCGAGUGGAAGCAAGAUGAAAAUGAUGAUUUUGACUGGCACCUCAGAACUAGCAGUACUACUAAACUGGUCACUGGACCAGCUGCUGAUCAUACACUGCAAGAACUGUCUGGCCAUUACAUUUUUAUAAAGAGUUCUUUUCUUCAGCUGCCAGGACAGAAAGCUAGAAUUUCUAGUCCUGUGUUAAGCAGGAUGAAUAAAAACUGCAAGAUAUUUUUCUAUUACCAUAUGUAUGGAGCUCACGUUGGAUCAUUGAUAGUCUACCAGAUGACUAUGUCAAAGCAUGAAAAAAUCCUCCUUAUUCUUACUGGAAACCAGGGAAAUUUCUGGCAGAGCAAGGCACUGAACCUGGUUGUAGAUGGAAAUGAAGAUUUCCAAGUCAUAUUUGAAGGGAUAGUUGGAAGAGAUCUCAAAGAUGGCAUAGCACUUGAUGACAUCACAUUAUCUCGGGAAUGUUUACCAUCCCAGGAGUUUUUACCAGCAGAAUCCACAACACAGCUUCCAACAGGCUCCUGCUCACAUGGCAGUUGGCAAUGUCAGAACGGCAAGUGUUACAGACCAGAACAAAGCUGCAAUUUUGAAGACAACUGUGGGGAUAAUACAGAUGAGAGUGAAUGUGGCACUUCCUGCACCUUUGAGAAUGGAAGAUGUGGCUGGCAAAAUUCCUUGGCAGACAGUUUUGACUGGGUGCUGGGGGCUGGCUCACCUCAAAGUCUGAGACCUCCCAGGGACCACACGCUUGGAAACAGAAAUGGACAAUUCCUAUAUCUUGAGGCCACUGCAAUAGGGCUGAAAAAUGAGAAAGCCCAUGUGAAGAGUUCCAGAUGGAAAGAGUCAAGCAGGAGUUGUGUGCUGAGCUUCUGGUACUUCAAGUCAUCAAAAGCCACAGGAUGUAUUCAGGUUCUGAUUAAGACUGAUGACAAAAUUGCCAAAAUAUGGAGUGAUUCAGGAAAUGUUAGUCAUGAAUGGAACAAAGUUGAGUUACACUUGGGGAAGCUGAGAAAUUUUGAAGUUAUCUUUGAAGGUAUUCGUACCAGAGACCUAGGAGGAGGAGCAGCACUAGAUGACAUAGAGUUCAACAACUGCUCUACAGCUGGGGAGAAUCCCAAGGAAUGCCCUGCCUUCACUGAUUUUGUGUGUUUGAAUGAGGAUUGCAUAGAAUCUCAGUUUGUCUGUGACUAUAAACCAGACUGUGAAGACCUAUCAGAUGAGGCUGACUGCAGUUACUACACAAGUAUUCCUGGAAGUUGUAACUUUGAAACACAAGAGCAAGAAUGGACCACUGUAUGUGGAUUAACACAAGACCCUUGGGAUGAUUUUGACUGGAAUGUUAGCAGUGGCAGUGUCACUGGACAAAUGAGUCCUGAUACAGACCAUACACCAGGUAGAGGACAGCAUUUUUUGUAUGUAAAUUCAACUGCCCAGGUGGAAGGAAGUAGAGCAAGGAUAUUCACUACCAAAUUCUUCCCAGCCAGCCUUGGAGUCUGCAGAGUUCGGUUCUGGUUCUGGAUGUUUGCUUCUAGGCAAACAGGAGUCUUAAAGGUAUACUCAGUUGAAGAACAUGGAAUGGAUAUUCUUAUGUGGUCUUCUAGCAGAAAUGAAGAAAACAAAUGGAUGUAUGCAAAUGUGGUCCUCUCCAGUAAUACUCCCUUCAGAGUUGCCUUUGAAGUUGAAGUGGGGCAGAGUGAACCCACAGAAUUUGCUCUUGAUGACAUUUCUUUCACCCCAGAAUGUAUGGAUGGAGGACCAGCUGAACCACAGCAUCCAACUUGCAGCAGUGGCCAGUUCCCAUGUGCAUACGUGCAGCAGUGUUUGCCCCUCAAUGCGAAGUGUAAUGGGGCUGAAGAUUGCUUGGAUGGAAGUGAUGAAAUGAACUGUCCCACAAUGAUCCCUACCACUAUGUCUCCAGGCUCCUGCAAACCAACAGAGUUCCUGUGUCCUUCCAAAGGCUGCAUCCCAGCCCUCCUGAAAUGCGAUGGUGUGCCUGACUGCCUGCUUAAUGAAGAUGAAGUUGGAUGCCCCAUUACAGAUUGUUUCAAUGGCUCUUUGUUAUGCCUGUCAACAAAUCAAUGCAUAGCAGUCUCCCAGCGUUGCAACGGCAUUGCAGACUGCAUUGAUUUCAGCCUUGAUGAGUCCAGCUGUUCAGCUUGUCCUGAAGAAUACUGCAAAAAUGGAGGAACCUGCAUCAUCAAAGAUGAUGUUCCUUUAUGCCAAUGUGGAAAAGAAUGGAAAGGAAACCGUUGUCACAUAAGAGCUAAGCCUCUUCAAUCUCCCAUUUCAAGUCUCCGUCGAAAUGAUAUUUGGAUUGGGUUGGGGAUCAGUUUCUUGCUGAUUAAAAUUGCAGUUGCUGCCUUAUGUUUCCUAUCAAAGAAGAAAGAGCACAAAACGAAAGUAGGGGAAACCAUUAAUACUUCAUUUGCCAAUCCACUGUAUGAAGACCUUAGUUCAUCUGGAAAAGUAAAGUCUCCUGGCUACACCACCUCACCUGUUGUUCAAAUCAGUGUUUCUCCAUGGCAUGAGUAUCCAUUUAAUGAAGGUGAGAAUGCUACCUCUUUUCCAAAUCCUCUCUAUGGUGAGGCAUCAGGAGACAUGGAAAAAUUAUGCAGUUCCUUGAAAAUAGACAGAAAACAGGAUUAAUAUUGUGUAUGACUCUUUGCCUGUAGAUUUGUUCUAAAAUCUGAAAGUAUGUUAUGAUCCCGCAGCAUUUGCAAUGUGAGCAACUCUCCACAGAAUAAAUCAUUUAUUACAAUAAUUACGUUCUGAAAGUAAUAUCAUAUUAAAAAUUAAAUCAAUAAGUAUAUACAUAAAUAUAGAAUGCCAAAUUUAUAUAUAUCUACUCUUUCAUAUUUCUGUUGGUGCACAAAUUGAUUGGUAAUUAUAACUCUGAAUUCAUUUUACAUUUGGACAGUUCAAAUGCCACUGUGUUAAUAAAAUGUUUAAUCAAAUCCAGAUUCCUGAGCUCUGAUAAUCAUAAUUUUAUAUCUUUUAUUUGAGAAAUUAUGACUUAAAUAUUUCUGCAGUUUUACAUUAGAAAUGGAUUUUAAAUGGCUGUUUUAGUUUUCCAAGGGGCAGAAGCAAAGGAAAAGUCUAUGUAUAAUUAGAAACAUAUCAAAAUAAAUCACAAUGGUCAUGAAUCAUGAAUUUGAAUAUCUGCUCAGUAUGUGAUUCAGCACUGUGAUACAAUGGCAUGUACCCUUAUUUUUUAAAAGCAGAUUUAUUAUUAACCUUGAAAGCCAUAUCUGACCAAAUUCCCUUCUGGUCCAAUCUACAGUGGCUACCACAGUGCUACUGAUGUAUUUAGCUUAGUGAUUGUCAGAAGAUAGCAACUAGCAUGUUCAGGUAACUUAUUUCUGCUAAGUUGACCUCCCACACAGCUGCAACUUAAGUCCUCACAAGCCUACAUGGGAGGGAUUCUGGUUUGUCUCCUG
Molecule: messenger RNA, 7229 nt
Organism: Numida meleagris (helmeted guineafowl)
Lineage: Eukaryota; Metazoa; Chordata; Aves; Galliformes; Numididae
Gene: MALRD1
Product: MAM and LDL receptor class A domain containing 1
Exons: 40
Coding region: 1-6438 (2145 amino acids)
Cellular component (GO): membrane
Molecular function (GO): protein binding
Source: RefSeq, a predicted model, not a curated record